AUGGCAACUGCCCGAAAAAUCCAAAACUCCAAAACUAAUAGCUUUACCUCCAUUUUGAAUCAGAUCCUGAAAAAAUACAACCUAUCUGUUGAAUCUGACCCAUCCCAAUUACGUGCACACGCCAAUGAGCUUGGCACUAUGUUAUCAGACUGGAAAGCUCGUAAAGAUGUGAAAGAGGCUCUUCGUCAGUGCCUAUUCAAAGGAAAUCAAAUAGAAGCUCUUGUACCAGACAAAAGGGGGAAGAAGCUUACUAUCAAGGAAAGAGCUCGGUAUUGUGCAACAACUGGAGAUGCGUGGGAUAUUUGGUUACAUACUUUAGACUUAGUUAUGCCAAAAAAUAAUACAGAUGAAGUGAUUGUGGCAGCUAGUUCUCGUGUUUCGCAAUUUCGUAGAGAGUUAGCAGAAGCUGGGGUUGAUUCCGAGCAAAUUGAUAUAUAUGCCAAAUUGCUAAAAGUUACUCGAGCUUCUAACGAAAUUCAAAAGAGGCAACUCGAAUAG
Diversispora eburnea is the source of this 498-nucleotide messenger RNA. The record is from the annotation of a GenBank genome assembly. NCBI's taxonomy places the organism in Eukaryota, Fungi, Glomeromycota, Glomeromycetes, Diversisporales, Diversisporaceae.